Messenger RNA from Cercopithifilaria johnstoni, 843 nucleotides. The record is from the annotation of a GenBank genome assembly. NCBI's taxonomy places the organism in Eukaryota, Metazoa, Nematoda, Chromadorea, Rhabditida, Onchocercidae.
AUGCGUGUUGCGGCGAGUGAGUUAUGUCGUGAAGAACAUGAAUAUAUGCUUAAAUUCUUACUCGUUGGUGAUUCGGAUGUUGGCAAAGACGAAAUAGCGGACCUUUUAGGGCCAUCUGUCUCGUACACUCCAGAUGCUCUCUUCAUACCAUUUGCGGUUCCUAAGACGACAACAAUACUAUUGGAAGGAAAGUUCGUGCGGUUACAGUUAUGGAAUGCAUCAGGGCAAGGACGAUUUUCGACCAUUAUCAAAUCGUAUUCACGGGGAGUUCAAGGCAUUUUAUUGGUUUAUGACAUUACGAAUAGAUGGUCUUUUGAUGGUAUACGUCGAUGGCUUGCGGAAAUUGAUGAGCAUGCACCUGGUGUCCCGAGAAUUUUAAUUGGCAAUAGACUUCACUUAGAGUUCAACCGAGCCGUUCCACGCCGUGAAGCAGAAUAUUUUGCUCGAAAGAGGAAUAUGCAGUAUUUCGAGAUCUCAACAUUAGCGUAUUUUAAUGUACAUGAAAGUAUCACGGAACUAGCACGUUUGGUUAUUUCGAGAAACGGGAUGCAUUGGUUGUGGAAGAGUUCUCAAGUUGCUUCUUUGCAAGAUCUCUGUUGUCGAACUAUCGUAAAGAAUAUUUCAAAUGUACAUGCUGUUGAUCGAUUACUCCUUCCUUCAUUUCUCCAGUUAAAAGUAAGAUCGUUCGCUUCUGGUGCGGAUUUGUGUAUGCGCAGUAUUAUUAGACGUGAAUAUGCUACUCCAUAUUUCAGUACAGCAAGUAAAUACAUUACACGUUUUGUACGAGCACGAAAUAUGAACACAAAAGAUCAAUUGCGAAACGCGAACUGCGAUUUAAUGUGA